GUUGCUGCUGCCGCUGCCUCGGCUACCGCCGCCGUCUCUGCGGAACUCUGCGAGUAGAACGGCUGAGCCGGGAGGGGCCAGGGUUCCGGCCACUCUACAGAAUGGAGAUAAUCAGGAGCAAUUUUAAGAGUAAUCUUCAGAAAGUGUACCAGGCCAUAGAGGAGGCGGACUUCUUUGCCAUCGAUGGGGAGUUUUCAGGAAUCAGCGAUGGACCUUCAGUCACCGCAUUAACAAAUGGUUUUGAUACUCCAGAAGAGAGGUAUCAGAAGCUUAAAAAGCAUUCCAUGGACUUUUUGCUGUUUCAGUUUGGCCUUUGCACUUUUAAGUAUGACUACACAGACUCAAAGUAUGUGACGAAGUCAUUUAACUUCUAUGUUUUCCCAAAACCCUUCAGUAGAUCCUCACCAGAUGUAAAAUUUGUUUGUCAGAGCUCCAGCAUUGACUUUCUGGCAAGCCAAGGAUUUGAUUUUAAUAAAGUUUUUCGGAAUGGAAUUCCAUAUUUAAAUCAGGAAGAAGAAAGACAGUUGAGAGAGCAGUAUGAUGAAAAACGCUCUCAGGCCAAUGGUGCCGGAUCUCUGGCAUAUGUAUCUCCUAAUGCCUCAAAAUGUCCUGUGACGAUCCCUGAGGAUCAGAAGAAGUUUAUUGACCAAGUGGUAGAGAAAAUAGAAGAUUUAUUACAAAGUGAAGAAAACAAGAACUUGGAUUUAGAGCCGUGUACUGGGUUUCAGAGAAAACUAAUUUAUCAGACUUUGAGCUGGAAGUAUCCCAAAGGCAUUCAUGUUGAGACUUUAGAAACUGAAAAGAAGGAGCGAUAUAUAGUUAUCAGCAAAGUAGAUGAAGAAGAGCGGAAAAAAAGAGAACAGCAAAAACAUGCUAAAGAACAGGAGGAACUGAAUGAUGCUGUAGGAUUUUCAAGAGUCAUUCAUGCCAUUGCUAAUUCGGGAAAACUUGUCAUUGGACACAAUAUGCUCUUGGAUGUCAUGCACACAGUUCAUCAGUUCUACAGCCCACUGCCUUCGGACUUAAAUGAGUUUAAGGAGCUGACAACAUGUGUUUUCCCCAGACUCUUGGAUACUAAAUUGAUGGCCAGCACACAACCUUUUAAGGAUAUCAUUAACAACACAUCCCUUGCAGAACUGGAAAAGCGGGUAAAAGAAACACCUUUCAAUCCUCCUAAAGUUGAAAGUGCAGAAGGUUUUCCAAGUUAUGACACAGCUUCUGAACAGCUCCACGAGGCAGGCUAUGAUGCUUAUAUCACAGGACUGUGCUUCAUCUCCAUGGCAAAUUACCUAGGUUCUUUUCUCAGUCCUCCAAAAAUUCAUGUAUCUGCCAGAUCAAAACUCAUUGAACCUUUUUUUAACAAAUUGUUUCUUAUGAGGGUCAUGGAUAUCCCCUAUCUAAACCUGGAAGGACCAGACUUACAACCUAAACGUGAUCAUGUUCUCCAUGUGACGUUCCCCAAAGAAUGGAAAACCAGUGACCUUUACCAGCUUUUCAGUGCCUUUGGUAGCAUUCAGAUAUCCUGGAUUGAUGACACAUCAGCUUUCGUCUCUCUCAGUCAGCCUGAACAAGUGCCCAUUGCUGUCAAUACCAGCAAAUAUGCAGAAAGCUAUCGGAUCCAGACCUAUGCUGACUAUGUGGGGAAAAAACAGGACGAGAAGCAGAACAAGAGAAAGUGGACAGAGGAUGGUUGGAAGGAGGUGGAGAGAAAGCGGCUGAGCACUCAGGGUUUGUCCCAGCCGCUGCAGAGCCACUAUUACCACCCCAACAGCUUUUCAGCUACCAGCAGAGUCGGAAAGAGAAAUCUGAGUCCUAGUCCAGGAGAAGACAGAGUAUCGGGGGAGAUUUCGGACUCUGAGCUUGAGCAGACAGAUUCCUGUGCAGAGUCCCUCUCAGAGGGAAGAAAAAAGGCCAAGAAAUUAAAAAGAAUGAAGAAGGAGCUUUCUCCAGCAGGGACCACUGAAGACAGCCCUGCCAAGCUCUUUGAAGUUCCUGACACGUGGUAACCAAGACCCGAGGGGCACACUGCUGGUGCUGUCCUGAGGAAGAGCGGCGGCUCCUCGAAGCCAUGCUGUACUUACCUUAAUAAAACGUGCUGUGGGAGGGUCGAAGCCCCGUCUCCUGAAAGACCAGCUUUUAUCUUUGUGGCCAUGUUUCUCCUUUUCCUUUUUUAAUCUAAACUAACUGUUGACAACAUCACGGUUGUAGGCUGUCGUGGAUGUGUGCAUCGUUAACCAGCUAAUCAUCUAAUACUCACGUGCCACCUUUCCUGGCACGAGUUCCACCGGGUGUCCAGGACUCACCUGAGGGAGGUGGCUGUGAGAGAGCUGAYGUGCGGGUCCUCUGGUCAUGGCCUGGGUUCGGCACUCCUGCUUGGAGAGGUGCUCCUCAGUCCUCUGCUACCCAGGUGGCAGGGCAUUGCAGGUCAUGGUCAGCGUCCUGCUGCAGCGAGCGGUUGUGGGUCCCUGCUUCCCCAUAGCUUCCCCAUAGCUGCCUGAACCCAGGAAGCACUUGGGCCUCUCUUUCUGGCAGAAAGAUGCCUGACAGCGUGGACCCAUGAAGGAGCGUGGGGACUGCCCAACUGCUGUUUUUCUGAAGAUCUGAGCUUCUGUUGGGGGGUGUCCAAGUAAAAGGUCAUUUCUGUUCUUACAUAGUGCCGCGUGCACCUUGCGGUGUCUUCACCUGUCUUUCCCGCUUCUAUGUGUUUGGGGUGCGGUGGCGUGUGUGCGGACGUGUGUGAGUGAAAUUCAUGGCAAAUCAACCWCAUGUAGCAGCCUGUUAUGUGAACAGAUCGCAACAGCAGCAAAACACCCUGGAUCUCUCUCAGUAGAUCUGCUUUCAAUAGAUCAUUGUUAGAUAUUUAACAUUUUUGUAUUGUGGAAAUAAAAAUUAAAAAA
This is a messenger RNA of Urocitellus parryii (Arctic ground squirrel), 2897 nucleotides long. RefSeq names its product poly(A)-specific ribonuclease (gene Parn). Gene Ontology annotation, molecular function: poly(A)-specific ribonuclease activity; metal ion binding; RNA binding. Gene Ontology annotation, biological process: siRNA 3'-end processing; nuclear-transcribed mRNA poly(A) tail shortening; priRNA 3'-end processing. The record is from RefSeq and is a predicted model, not a curated record. Gene Ontology annotation, cellular component: nucleus; cytoplasm. Lineage: Eukaryota; Metazoa; Chordata; Mammalia; Rodentia; Sciuridae.